ACAGGACUAUGAAGAGCUAGAAAAGCAGCUGAAAGAAGUCUUUAAGGAGCGAAGCACCAUCCUCCGUCAGCUCACAAAGACAUCAAGGGAGCUUGAUGGAAUUAAAGUCAACCUCCAGUCUUUAAAAAACGAUGAGCAAUCUGCCAAAACUGAUGUUCAGAAGCUUCUGGAAUUUGGCCAGAAACAAAGGGAAGAAAUGAAGUCUCUCCAGGAGGCCUUGCAAAAUCAACUUAAGGAGACAUCUGAGAAAGCAGAAAAACACCAGGCCACUAUUAAUUUUUUAAAGACCGAAGUGGAAAGAAAGAGCAAAAUGAUCCGAGACCUCCAAAAUGAGGGAGACAUUGGCCCAUCCUUGUGGGCCUGCCAGCUUCUGGUCUGGCUGGAUGAGGCCCCUGCUGUGCACCAGGCCAUGCUGUACUGCCCACACGUCAGACACUGUCACGCUGCAACACAGCUGGCUACUGCGGAAGGAGUCAAGGACCUAUUUUUCCUAUAUUUAUCCCACUUCUACAGCAGUGUGUGA
Molecule: messenger RNA, 523 nt
Organism: Tupaia belangeri chinensis (Chinese tree shrew)
Lineage: Eukaryota; Metazoa; Chordata; Mammalia; Scandentia; Tupaiidae
Product: leucine zipper protein 2-like
Source: RefSeq, a predicted model, not a curated record